Coccidioides immitis RS is the source of this 4132-nucleotide messenger RNA. Its product is annotated as cytoskeleton assembly control protein Sla1. Gene Ontology annotation, biological process: actin cortical patch assembly; regulation of actin filament polymerization. Gene Ontology annotation, molecular function: protein-macromolecule adaptor activity; identical protein binding; cytoskeletal protein binding. Gene Ontology annotation, cellular component: nucleus. The record is from RefSeq and is a predicted model, not a curated record. NCBI's taxonomy places the organism in Eukaryota, Fungi, Ascomycota, Eurotiomycetes, Onygenales, Onygenaceae. The transcript has 4 exons. Bases 508 to 3969 code for a protein of 1153 amino acids.
GCCGCCCCCGAGACCACGACCACAGCCAGCUUCACUGCCCAUCUCUCUACUCUUCAGCCGGGAAUUGGCUUCCAACUCUCACAUAGUUUCUGCAUUUGAUAUACUUAAAUCUCCGACUGCCGUUAAUUACCCGCCUUUUAUUUUAAGCCUCCCUUUGCAAAAAGAAGAGGCUCAUGAGAAACCCGUACUCCACACUUACACCAUAGUUUUGUCAUGCAUGGGAUUCUUGGUUCGGUCCGGCCAGACAGCAUCGCAACUCGACCUCAUCCUUUUCGCCGACGAUUCUCUGUAUAGCAAACCCGGCCAAUCUAUUUGUUCGCUCGCGACCUACUGACCCCGAGUCCCUUGCCGAGCAAUCCCCCGAUACGCCCUCUGCACACGCACGUCCCUCACUCCGAGGAGGCCGGACGGUGGCUCAACACUGUCCUUCGCGAUUGCUGCAUAUCUAAUAUAUACGAAGACUACCGGGCGUAUCGUUCGUUUUGAUGCUGUUUGGAGAGUAGCAAAAUGGGAUUUGUGGGAAUUUAUACAGCCAUCUACGACUAUAAGCCCCAGGCUGAGGGCGAGCUCGAGAUAUCGGAAGGCGAUCUUCUCUUCAUUCUUGACAAGGCCUCGGAUGAUGGCUGGUGGAAAGCAAAGAAAAAGGCCGCCGAUGUGGACGACGAGGAACCCGUAGGCUUGGUGCCCAAUAAUUAUGUCGAAGAGGCCCGUCCUAACCGAACCGCACGCGCUCUCUAUGACUAUACACGGCAAACCGAUGAAGAAGUUUCAUUCUCUGAAGAUGCCGAACUCCAAGUGUUUGACACUUCUGAUCCCGAUUGGACUUUAGUACAAGUAAAUUCGGAGUAUGGAUUUGCUCCCUCGAACUAUAUCGAAUUAGUGGAAGAGACUGAGCCUGCCGCGGCGGCUCCUCCAGCCCCUCCGGCAUUGCCUCAAAGAGUCGACCAUCGUGAAACCGAAUCAGAGGGAAUACCGACACCACACUCUCCUGCCAGCCCAGUUGAAAGUCCUGCGGCCGCUCUGGCGGGCAUUCUCAAUAAACAGCAAGAGUCCUUAUCAUCAAGUCAGGCUAGGGAAGCUCCUGCGCCUUCCGCAGAGCAUUCUCUCUCACCACCUACAGCGUUAACUCCGCAGGCAUCUGACGAAGACGAUAAUGGCCCGCGUCCAGCCCUUCCUCAGCGUCCCGUCUCCCACCCAAGCCCACCACAAGAACCAAUAUCCCCCCCGGAAGAAGAUUCGUAUCCCAUUCGCCGUGAAGUACCCGCCCCCCGCCCUGAGUAUGGUGCUCCGAAAGAGGAGACUUCUCCCGGUAUAAGACCUUCUCCUCCAUACAGCCGAAUAAACACUAGAGAGCGUGAAAAGCCCCAUAGUCCAUCCGCCGUUUCAGCAUCCGGAUACCAUAUUUACAAUAUUAGUGAAAUGAUCUCGAUUAUGGGAAAGCGAAAGAAGAUGCCCACAACCCUUGGUAUUAAUAUUGCUACGGGAACAAUUUUCAUUUCGCCGGAGAAUUCAGAGGAUGGUCCGCAUCAGGAGUGGACUGCAGAACGGCUCACACACUACUCUAUUGAAGGAAAGCAUGUCUUCUUAGAUUUGGUACGACCGAGUAAGAGCGUCGAUUUUCACGCGGGUGCGAAAGAUACGGCCCAGGAAAUUGUAUCUGCAUUAGGGGAAAUUGCCGGAGGAUACAAAGCCGAAGGCUUGAGAGAAGUGAUUGCGGCGGGCACCACCGGCGGAAAGAAAAAGGGCCAAGUUCUAUAUGACUUUAUGGCCCAGGGGGACGAUGAGGUUACUGUGGCCAUCGGAGACGAAGUCAUCAUUCUCGACGAUACCAAAUCAGAAGAAUGGUGGAUGGUGAGGCGAAUGAAGAAUGGGCAGGAAGGUGUUGUUCCAAGCAGCUAUAUCGAGAUCACAGGAGUCGCGACGCCUGCCGAAUCGAGCUUUUCCGGCGUGAAUGCCGGUCUGUCCGCCGUUGAACAAAACCGCCGUGAAGAGGAGCGAUUAGCGAGAGAAUCCGCUCGAAAGUCUCGGAGGCAUGAUCCUGGUUCCGGAGAGGUAGGGUCCGGCAUGAAACUUCCAAACAGAGCCAGCAGUUUAUUUGCACAUGAUGAUGGUAACAAACGUUUGCAGCGCCACAAGCGUGAUAGCCGCUCUUCAAAACAGAAGCCCAAUCCUUCGAGAACGAGAAAAUGGACCGAUCGCACUGGUACAUUUACCGUCGUUGCCGAAUUUAUCGGUCUUACAGACGGGAAAAUACAUCUGCACAAACAGAACGGAGUGAAAAUAGCUGUACCCGUUGCUAAAAUGUCGAUCGAAGAUCUAGAAUAUGUUGAAAGAGUUACUGGUGAGUCUUUGGAUGAGGAUAAGCCGCUCUCUGAUAUCCGUCGUCGCAGUCAAAUACCACUGGAGAAGCCAAAAACUGUAGGCGCCUCUAUCAAGAAAGAACCGGAUUACGAUUGGUUUGAUUUCUUCCUAAAGGCUGGUGUUGGCCCUCAUCUCUGUGAACGAUACGCCCAAAACUUUUCAAAGGACUCGAUGGAUGAGAGUGUCCUGCCCGAUAUUACUUCGGAUACGCUACGUACAUUGGGCCUCAAAGAGGGUGAUAUUUUACGAGUCAUGAGAUAUCUCGAUGGAAAAUAUAAUAGGAAGUCGAAGGCUCGAAACGUCAGUUUCGGGGGUGAAGAAGUGAUUGGCAAUGGAGAAGAAAGCGGAGGCCUGUUUUCUGGCCCUGGAGGAGCCCUUCGCAACAAUACGCGCAAAGGCCGACCUGCUCCCCCCGUACAAACUAGCGAUGUCGUCGAUCCGAAAGCGUUUGAAUUAAAAGACUCCUCGAACCCGUCACCAGUCGGGAAAGAAGCUGCAUUAUCUGCACAGGGGAAGGAUGAACCGAAAGGGUUUGAAGAUAGUGCCUGGGAAGUAAAGCAUCCCAAAGCGACCGCAGAGGCGACCGCAUCACCGCCCGCAACGGCAACACAAGCUCAGAGCCAGCCAAGUCUCACGGGAGCCAUGGCGGAUCUUUCCUUAUUGCAGGAGCCAUUGCAGCCAUCCAAGGUAUCAUUAGCACCCCAAACAAGCCAGCCAGCAGUAUCUCAACCGCCACCCCAGUCGAUGCCUCAGCAAGCACCGCAACAACAGCCACAGAUGACGGGCGCAAAUCCCGCUUUCUUCGCACAAUUAGGGCCUGGCAUAUCCCAAGCGUCCCAGGUCCCUGGAUUAAAUGCGCAGAUGACCGGCUUCGGGCAGCCUCACCAGCAGCAGCAAGCCUCUCAAUUCCAGAUGCAACAACCGCCGAUGCCUCCAAGACAGCGCCCACAACCUCCGCCCGCCGUGAGUCAAGGAUCAUUGCUUCCACCUCCGCCCCCAAGGCCCCUUUCCGCUCCGAAUAAUCCAAGCGCUCUUGGGCCAGUUCCUUUGCAACCGCAGCUCACUGGACUUCCUCAAACCAGCCCACACCUUGCACCGCCUGGCCAUAGCUUAUCGGAGCUUAAUCAACAACGAUUCCAGCAGUCACAAUUGCAACCCCAAGCGACGGGGGUCGCUCCAUUGGGUUACGGAAUGGGCCAGCUUGGACAGCCGACUGGGCUGAUGGGACAACAACAAGGUACCUUUAUGAAUGGACCACAACAGCCAGGCUUUCAAAGUCUAGUUCCGCAACAAACUGGAUAUUCUGGGUUUUCUCAACUGCCAGCACAGCAACCCCUACCAGCUGGGUCUAUCAACUCCGUCCUUCCCCCACCUUUACAACCCCAGCAAACAAGUGCCAACGGCUUCGGAGGGACUGGUAAUUUCGCGGCUCCUCCACCUCCUCCGAUACCAGAGCUUCCAGCUGCGCCACUACAACCCCAAAAGACAGGUCCUGCUCCUCCUGUCCGUUUCGGAGUGCAUAAAGACACAAAGAAGCUAACCCCCCAACACACCGGCCUUAAGGCGAAUCUCGCCCAAGCAACUCCAUCAAAUCCAUUCGGGUUUUAGCUGCCUUCCUUCUCUUUGAAAGUAUAGUCAAACUUAAGUUUUAUAUUGGAUUUAUCAAAUGACCGUUCGAACCAUGCCGGCGAAUUACAGUAUUAUGUGUUGCUCUCUGGUUUCCUCCUAAACAUACUUCAUGUCUAGCCCACCGACUAAUCACCGUUUUGGC